Messenger RNA from Pantherophis guttatus, 585 nucleotides. Its product is annotated as small serum protein 2-like. The record is from RefSeq and is a predicted model, not a curated record. NCBI's taxonomy places the organism in Eukaryota, Metazoa, Chordata, Lepidosauria, Squamata, Colubridae.
AUUUCUUCUUAUCAGUGUUGCGGUCAACCAUAGACUCAACAGUAUAUAUACUCACAGGGGAAAUAAGAGCUCACAGUUACUAUCGGCUAAUACUCAAUGCUGCAAUCCAAAAAGACGACUAUGAAACUCCUCCUCAGCCUGAUCGUGUUGUGCACCAUCUUCAGCUUGUGUUAUGGAUUCUGCACUGUUGAAAUAAUCAAGCCCAAAAUUGUUAAUGGGAAAAAAGUAGAGGAGUGCAUCGACUCGUCUGAUGGAAGUGUUCAUCCGGUGGGAUCAAAAUGGAAUUCAAAAAAUUGUAUGGAAUGCUACUGUUCUGCUGACCAGAUAGGGUGCUGCUCCAGGUAUGGUGGUCCCAUGUCCAUUGAAGGAUGCAUCAGUAAGGAAGAUCCAGAAACCUGCACAUACAAAUUUUACAAGAUUGAUAAUCCCUCCAUCCCAUGUGACAUGGCGGAAUGAAUGAAUGAUUCCAUCAAGUACAAAGCCCCUUCACACGAUGUCUGAAGACUUAACUUGCUCUGGCAUUUUAAAAUGUUUGCCUAAAGGCAUAUAAAACAUAAUAAAGAGGAAUUCUAUAUACUGCUCAAA